Messenger RNA from Lingula anatina, 1773 nucleotides. RefSeq names its product piggyBac transposable element-derived protein 4-like. The record is from RefSeq and is a predicted model, not a curated record. NCBI's taxonomy places the organism in Eukaryota, Metazoa, Brachiopoda, Lingulata, Lingulida, Lingulidae.
AUGGCGGCGCUACGUCACCGCAGAGGCCUCCGUGUUGACAGUGUUCUAGAAAUGAUUCAAAAUUCGGACUUUGAGGAUGACUUUUCCAGUGAAAGUGAUUUAGAAAGUGGUGAUGAUGUCCCGUUAGCCAGAAUAAACCAGCGGCGAGCAGAUUCCGAUGAGGAAUUGGACUUGACUCAAGAUUUAGGAGAGCAGAUCAUUGAAGACGAAAUUGAUCAUGAAAAUAUCGAGUGGAACAACGAUAUAAAUUCAAGGGACAGCAGUAAUAUCCGCUUUAGAGGGAAACCAGGGCUAUCUGAGAAUGCCAUAGAGGAGUUAGGAGGAAAAGAAAAUUUGCCAGUGUCUACGCCAGGUCAGUUAUUCGGCCUCCUUUUUACCCACGCCCUCUUAGUCAUGAUAUGUCAGCAGACCAACCUGUAUGCCCAACAAGAAAGAGAGGCUUCACCAGGACAGCACAAAUGCCAGUGGACAGAAGUGACCCCCAGUGAACUGAAGUCAUGGCUUGGAAUUAUUUUUACGAUGGGACUUGUGAUAAAGGCUAACCUCAGGGAUUAUUGGACUUCCAACUGGCUAACUUCUACCUCAGGUUUUCGCAAAGUUAUGAGCAGAAACAGAUUUUUAUCAAUUCUCCGUUACAUUCAUUUUGUUGACAAUUCUUCGGCAGUAACUGAUAGGAAUAACCCCGCUUAUGAUAAACUAUAUAAAGUGCGCCCUGUUCUAGACAGAAUAGUACAAAAAAUAAGAACUGUUUAUGCCCCGAAGAGGGAGCUCUCUCUGGACGAGUCAAUGGUAGCAUGUAAGUCAAGGUGUUCUUUCAAACAAUUUAUGAGGGAUAAACCCAUCAGGUGGGGACUGAAAUUGUUUAUGAUAUCCGAGUCAGUCACUGGAUAUGUGUGCAAUCUGAAAGUGUACACUGGAAAAGAGAAAGAAGGCAGUGACAAUGGUGCAACCCAUGAUGUUGUCUUGUCAGUCACCUCUCCCUUUUUAAAUAAGGGACACCAUUUAUAUAUGGACAAUUAUUACACAAGUGUCCCCGCAUUCCAGGAGUUGUUACGACGAUCAACCCCCGCUUGCGGCACAGUAAGAGCAAAUAGGAAAGGACUCCCAAACACGGUAAAUGCAAAGUUUCCUGUGGUAAAAGAACUGAAGAGAGGCGAUUCAAUUCACAUGUACAAAGGAUCCCUCACAGCUGUCACUUGGAAAGACAAAAAGACAGUAACCCUACUUACCUCUCUACCUGUUGAGGAGACUUCAGACAUAGUGCAAAGAUCAGCUAAAGUUUCUGGGAAAUGGGAAAAGAUAAAUGUAACUCGACCCAAAACUGUAACUCUGUACAACACUUACAUGGGUGGUGCUGACUUGUCUGAUCAACGCAUCAAUGCCCACAAGCGUAUGAUGAAAGGUGUGGUGUGGUAUUUGAAACUUUUUUGGUUUUUGCUUGAUACUGCUAGAGUAAACUCUUACAUCCUUUACAAGAAAACGAGUGGAAAAUCAAUGAAACUGAAAGACUUCACUUGUCACCUAGCUGAAGAACUCAUUGGACAAAAUGUAAAGGAAGUAACAUCAGGCAGACCUCUAGCCACACUUCCCACUUGUGUGCGUUCUAAUCGCGAUCUCAACCAUGCACCAGCUAUGUCAGAAGAUAGAAAAAGAUCUGCUUGUGCUGUUCAUUUACAGAGGGUGGACACAAUCUACAUAUGUACUGUCUGCAAGGUCAGGAUGUGUCCUGCUCCUUGCUUUUACAGAUAUCAUUACAUGGUUGACUAUACAUAA